AUGACUGGCACGGACCGCGACGACGACGGCGCUGCCGUGGCCCGCGUGGAGCCAAAGCAUGUGGUUCGCGACAAGCUGGUUCGCCACUGGCUGGAGGGCGAGGCUGGCCGCGACCUCGUUGCCAUCUUUGCCUCCUCAAUCAAUGGCAUUGCGGCCGCAUCAGAGUCGCAGGUCAUGCGUGACGCGGUUGCCGGAUCGCUCCGGCAGGGGGCAGGGGUGGUGCGAUCGGAUGCGGCGCGCGUGCUCAUUGCCAAUAGCCUCGACGUCGCCGCCGAGACCAUUGAGGCGGACUCCGCGGGCCGUGCGCUCGCCGACGCCCUCCGUGCGGUGGUGCAUACGGCAGAGUCGGACUCAGCGCACGCAGCGGUUCAAACGGCGGCGGUGCUUCAUAGCGAGACAGUGGAAUCGACCGAGCGGUGGACCAAGUGGGCGCUCCAGCGGAUGGGCGCGAGCGAGACGGUGCGAGGGCUCGGGGAGAGGACCAAACAGCUGGUGAGCGGAGCUGUGCAGAGCGACCUCGUCCAGUCCGCGGUCCUCAGACCCGAGUUUGCUUACUGA
Emiliania huxleyi CCMP1516 is the source of this 558-nucleotide messenger RNA. RefSeq lists its product as hypothetical. The transcript is spliced from 2 exons. The coding region runs from base 1 to 558 and encodes 185 amino acids. The record is from RefSeq and is a predicted model, not a curated record. Lineage: Eukaryota; Haptophyta; Isochrysidales; Noelaerhabdaceae.